ACGUUCACGUGGCUAGUAAAACUGCUCAUCAUAUAAAUUUGUUUCAUAUUAUUCCGUAGGUAUUUUGUUUACGCCGAUCUUUUUGCGACUUUUUUUAUAUUGUCGAAGCACUUGUCUUUUGCAAUCGUAACGCGCAGAUGAUUGAAUUUCAAUCUUUUUCUUUUCCAAUUGCUUGUAACUCGAAAGUUAUUUUCUUCUGAAAGAUAUUUUUUGUCAAAGAUUAUUCUCAAAUUAAUCGCGGAAAAAUCAUAAAGGAUUCUUUUUUGGGGAGAUUGAGACACUAAGUGAAUUAUAUGAAUGAGCCGAGAGAGAGGAAGAGGGAUUGGUUUCUAAAUUAUCAAACUCCUGAAUUCUAGAAUUAAUUUAACGAAAAAAAGAAAGAAUGAGAGACAAGUCUAAAGAGGAUUGUGUGGGGGCUGUGGGCAUGUGAAGUAGAUAAAGCGAAAAGUUAUGAAAAUGCGGAAUGUGAUUAUUUAGUUAUCUAUUUAAGUUUUGAACGAAAAUAUAGGCGCAUCACGAUUGAUGUAGCAAUAUUGUUCGUUAACGAUGUGUUUGAUAUAUUUCCUUUAUUUCACUGUGGAAUAUUUGUCGAUGAUUGGACAUCCGUGCUUGCUUUGCAAUGAAAAGUCAGUUCAAGUUUAAAUCUUCGAUUUGAAAGAAAAAGAAAAACUAGUUAAAUGCAUACCACACGCAAGAAAAACGCAUUAUAUUGUCUACCCACAUCUUAUUCGCAUUUUCCAUUCUCUUUCUCAGCAUACAUAUUUUUACUUGUGAUUUGAACGAGAAUGAAGUACAUACGUGGGUUUCAACAUUUUAUCGAUACAGUUGUCGGAAAAGUACAAAACGAUAGGAUAGGUUGCUGAUCAUCAGUGUUUAUCAGCGACUUGCACGAGCAAGACGAGACGAAAGUCGAAACGAGACAAGAGUAACGACGCGACGACGGCGACGCGACGCAACACAUCAUCUCUGCAGAGUGCAGACUCACAAUUAGAUACGUUUUGUAAAUUUAACGCUGGCUCGACUCGAGAGAGAUGCCCGAGCAGAACGUUAGCGAUCAGUAUCCAACAUGGGUUGGGCUCGUGUAUAUCUUCAAUCUCAUCGUUGGAACAGGCGCUUUGACGUUACCCGCCGUAUUUAGUCAAGCAGGAUGGGCACUUGGAUUAAGUGUCAUUUUAGUGUUAGCGUUCAUUAGUUUUGUCACGGUUACAUUUGUCAUAGAAGCAAUGGCAUCCGCCAAUGCCAUUGUUAUGUGGAGGCAUAACCAGCAGCGAAAACGUGUCUUACAAACAACAGGUGAAUCUGGUCCUUCCAAUUCAGAUUCUGAGGAUACUCCACUGGUAGCUGCUGCUCUUUCGACCAGUCCAGAUCGUUCGGAUACUUGUAGAUAUUAUGUGAUUCGCGAUAAAAUAGAGAUGGGACAAAUGGCAUCUAUCUUUUUCAAUAGAUUUGGCACUACUCUAUUCUAUUUGUGUUUCGCCGUAUAUCUAUAUGGAGAUUUAAGCAUUUAUGGUACGGCAGUCGCAAAGUCAUUAGCAGAUGUCGCCUGCACUUAUUUGCCAAAAAAUCUUACGUGCAAUGACACCAUACCAGAUACUGAACUUUGCUGGGAAGGUACCAUGUUUAAUCGACUGGAUGCAUAUAGAAUAUUUCUGACCAUGUUCGUAUUAUCAUUGGGUCCAUUUGUAUUUUUCAAUGUCCAAAAGACCAAGUAUCUUCAACUACUAACUUCGAUAAUGCGGUGGCUCGCAUUCAUCAUAAUGAUCGUGUACGCUUUAAAAAAUCUUUUUAUACACGGUCCACGUGGCGAUCCACCUAUUGCGAGUUUAGCCGGAAUUCCCAGUCUUUUCGGUGCUUGCGUUUACUCCUUUAUGUGCCAUCAUUCGUUACCGGCCUUGGUUGCACCAGUAGCGAAUAAGUCUAAACUAAAUCGAUUUCUAGCUCUCGAUUACACUCUAAUCGCUCUCUUUUAUUUAUUAUUGGCUCUAACUGGCAUCUUCGCCUUUGAGCGUUUGGAUGAUCUUUAUACUUUGGAUUUUGGACCACGUGGUUUGGACGAUUGUUCCAAGAGCGACAAUAUUUUUAUGCUUCUUAUGGAGUAUUUCUUAGCCCUUUUUCCAGUAUUCACUUUGAGUACCAGUUUUCCUAUUAUAGCAAUUACCCUUCGAAAUAAUUUGCAAUCGCUCUUUUUAAAAGAGGAUACAUCUUAUAAUUUAUGUCUUCAGAAACUUGUCUUCCCCAUCUUGGCAGUAAUACCACCGUACUUGAUCGCGAUGACUACCAAAGAUCUGUCGAUGUUAGUUGGUAUCACAGGCUCGUACGCUGGAGCAGGAAUACAGUAUUUAAUACCUACAUUCUUGGUUUAUUAUGCCAGGCAAAAGACUAACAAGAUCAUCGGCCUCGGAGUUAUCAACAAAUUCGCAAGCCCUUUUUCGGGCAGGUAUUGGUUAAUUUUCGUCGUAGUAUGGGCUAUUACUUGUAUGAUUUUAGUGUCUGUCAAUUUCAUACAAAUACAUUUGCAAUCUUGGAUCAGUCAAUAACAAAAUGAAAAUUAUUUACAUCAUAAUCAAAAGAGAGAACUCUUGAUGUUCAUGCGAGAACCUCUGUGUAAUCUCAUAGAGACGCAGGAUGUUUACGAAAGUCAAUUAUGUAUCUAGAAUUGAUAUAUUUCAAAAUUUAUCAACAGCAAAAAUGUGGAUAUCACAGAAUUAUCGAAACAACAAUCAAUCGAUAUUGGUAUAGGCAUUUAGCACUUGGACUGAAUGACGAUGACUAAAGUGAUAUACCUAUAUGGGCACGGAAUAAGAGCGAUGAUUGUUACAGUACGAUCUACGUGCAACGUGACUGAAAUUCGCGAAAUUAUUUGUGAAAUUCUUCAACACGGGAUAUCUUGAUAAGUAAGGCGAUAUUCUUAUUUGUGGCAGGAUAUGCUUACACGUACGUACAAACCGACAAUACUUUGGCAAAAACGUCGUUUGUCAUGUACAAGUCAAAUAUAUAUCGAUAAGUUUUGGGAGAUGUAACAACGUAAUCUAUAGAAAUCUAUAGAAAAAAAAUUUUGUAUAUUUUAUUUUUCUAGAGUUGUUCCGGGACAGAUAUGCGUGAUUUUCUUAUUACAGGGAAAUUCUAACGAAUCUCCGUCAUUGUAUUUAUACUUUUUUUUUUUAAUUUUUUAUAUGCUAAUGCUAAUAAUUCUUGUUUAUGUAUUUAUAAUAAAAUAAUGUUAGCAUAUGUGAUAAUGGUGGCAAGCAAAUGUAUGAUAUUACGAUAAUGUUCUUUUCGAGAUUGUAUUUUUGUACAAGAUACGUAUGAAACUGCCAAAAAAAAAAUAUAUAUAUAUAUAUAUUUGCAGCAUGUCCGUCACAUUGGUGUACCUGUGCAAAUGUAGCAUGCAAUAAAUAUUGCAGGUAUGUGCAUAUGCACUUAUAUACGCACCUCCGCAAGCGUAUGUAUAUGUGUAUACAUAUUCCAAAAGCAAUUGAAACGGAUAAUAAUAAAUAAUUGGUUAUACAA
Molecule: messenger RNA, 3510 nt
Organism: Wasmannia auropunctata (little fire ant)
Lineage: Eukaryota; Metazoa; Arthropoda; Insecta; Hymenoptera; Formicidae
Product: transmembrane protein 104 homolog
Exons: 6
Coding region: 1032-2537 (501 amino acids)
Source: RefSeq, a predicted model, not a curated record